Molecule: messenger RNA, 1776 nt
Organism: Lachancea lanzarotensis
Lineage: Eukaryota; Fungi; Ascomycota; Saccharomycetes; Saccharomycetales; Saccharomycetaceae
Gene: MDM30
Product: LALA0S01e11210g1_1
Exons: 1
Coding region: 1-1776 (591 amino acids)
Molecular function (GO): protein binding
Source: RefSeq, a predicted model, not a curated record
AUGGGAUCUUCAGCAUUUGAUAUACCGAAAGAGAUUUGGCUGAGUGUAUUCGGACAUCUGAAUAGUCAAGAUUUAUUAAGUUUAAGACUUUGCUCGCAUAAGUUUAACGAGCUGGUCAAAACCCAAUCGAUUUGGGCUUCAAGAUGCUACACAAGAUGGUUGAAAGUUGAGAAAGAGGAUAUUUUAGCUCAGCAGCUCGAUGGUCCUUCAAGACUUCAGCCAAAAGACGAUUGGUUCUACUAUUUCAGGUACCGAAAUCGAAUUGAUACACAUGUCAUGAAUACGCUUUUCAGCAUUGUGAAAGAUAAAUCGCAAAAAUGGGACAAUUAUGGAGAUUUGAUGGCUGGACUGUCAAAAUAUGGCAUCUUAAUGGUACCGUUGUUGCGAAAAAUGGAAUUUGAGGGCUACAUAGACCGACGCAGUUUUGUUGUCACAUAUCUUGGGCGACAGCUGCUCCAAAUGCUGCGACAUAGGAGUUUUUUCCAGCUUGUGAAUCAAGCAUUUGCUGCAGAAGCCAAUGAGUGGGUCCAUUACGCCGAAGCAACCGUUUUUCUUCCCUUGGCAACUAUGGAUAUUGCCUUCGACCGUCUUUUAUCGCAUAGAAACAAAAUAUUUGCGCAGGUUGAUUUGCGUUUGAGCCAGAAUUUUGAAGACCGGUCGCAGUUUAUGAAGCUACCACCCACACUACGGCUGGACAACAUCAUGAAAUAUCUCUUUCAGGCUUUGGACAUGGCCCGAGCCGAUCAACUUCCCCAGCAAACUCGAUAUUUUCUAGACGAUUUUCUACUGUUGAGGGUUUAUGCAGGGGAGGCGAGAGGCCAUCCGAUUUUGCUACUGGCAAUUAUACAGAUGAUUUCAACAAGGUACAACAUUGAAACCAUGUUAUGUGAGAGUUUUCUAAUUGUUCGAGAUGAGCGCAUCCGUAGUGGCGAAACGUAUGUUGCAAUUUCACAAUCGGGAUAUCCGAGAAUUUUCACCAGAAAAAACCUUGUAGAAUCCAUGCAGCAUUCAGUGCCUGAUAGACACGCGGUUUUGUCCUCCGUAUUGCCAAAAAUGCUACAGCCACUAAAACUACAAGACCUAUUGUGCAAAAUAUUCGACGAAUUUUCACCUCACUGCAAGAAGUCUUAUUGGGAUAUGGCCUCUGAUAAACGGAUGGUGUCUCUUCGGACAUUGAUGCCACAUAGCAGGAUUCCAGCUCAAUGUUUGGACUAUGAGUACUAUCAGAUGUAUUGGAAAUUAUGGAGGACAUCUUUCCAAGGCCAAAUAAGCGGGCUGCUGGGAAAAGCUUUUCUGAGGUUUACAAAUUCCCGGUACCCUCAUGAUCGCCUCGUAGUGCAUCAUAUGAUUGACGUGGAAGCAGAACCAGAAGAAGAAAAUUCUGCUACCUUUUUAAAUGGGCCUCGAAGUUUGUAUUUAUUGUUUUCCAGGUACUCUGCUGGCGAGAGUGACUUGUCUCUGGUCGGGAGGAUAGUCCAAGAGAAAGACCGAGAUCUCGCACAGGUCAUUGUAGCCACUAAAACAUCUCCUAGAGGUUCUCAAUAUGUCAAUCUGUUGAAUCCAUUUGGAGAACUAACGGUUCUUUUGAAAGAUGACACAAGGAUAUUGGAACCUGAACGGAUUUCAUUAGGAGUUAUUCAAGAAUUACUGCAUUGUCUGUCACUAUCUGACCUUGGAUUGUUUUUUUCACAUUUUGAUGAAGGCACCCACAAAUUUGUUCUAAGUCAGAUGUACGCUACGCACAUAGAGAUUUGCCGAAAUUCUAGCAAUUCCUGA